This is a messenger RNA of Durio zibethinus, 694 nucleotides long. RefSeq lists its product as uncharacterized. NCBI's taxonomy places the organism in Eukaryota, Viridiplantae, Streptophyta, Magnoliopsida, Malvales, Malvaceae. The record is from RefSeq and is a predicted model, not a curated record.
AAUCUAAAACGCGUUGAAAAUCCAAAGCCAAAACAGUGAAAAGCAAGCACUUGGUUUUUUGCUUUUGUCUCCUAAAACCAGGGGCACUUUCCGUAGCUCCAAGUCCUGAUAUCUGGCUAAACCGCCUGUUGUUUUCCGAAUCUUUCUUCACUAUAUAAAAAACAGACCAACCAUUUCAUUUCUCCAACUCAAAAUCAACAAUUCAACAGCAGUAACAUCAACCUGCUAGGCUGCAAAUCGAUUCUAUUUGCAAGAAAUUCGACAAUGAGUAGUGCAGCCGCGAGGAAAGCCUGGAUUGUUGCAGCUACAAUAGGUGCAGUGGAGACAUUGAAAGACCAAGGCAUAUGCAGAUGGAAUUAUACCAUAAGGUUGCUUCAUCAACAUACCAAGAACAAUAUCAGAUCAUUUGUUCAGGCCAAGAUGCUUUCUCCUUCUUCAGCUGCUGCUUCAAAUAGAUUGAUGAAGAAAUCUGAAGAGAAGAUGAGAAAAGUCAUGGAGUUGAGCUGUUUGGGUCCUAAUACUAUUAGAUUUUAAUGUUCAUAAAUGCUAAAAUAUUUUAUUUUUUCCCACUCCAAUUUUGUUAUGGUUGAGGUAGGAUUAAAUGGCAUGUUCUGAAAUUUUUUGUUAUGAGUAAUGGCUGGUUCAAGAUUUGGCCAGAAAUGAAAUCAAAUUGAAUAUAAUUUUGUUUGAUAAA